AUGCCCAGCAAAUUACGCGUCGCCGUUGUUGGAGGAGGAGUGUGUGGAAUGACCUGCUCCGUUGCUCUCCUGAAAGAAGGUGUUGACACGCAUGUGUAUGAGGCGGGUGCCAGGCUCGGAGAAGUCGAAGCGGGUAUACCUGUCGUACGCAUUCUCAAGGCAAUCGGGAUAUGGAACGAUAUCGUCUCCCGGAACAGGCAGCCUUCCAUCGUCCGUGCGCACCCAGCAGCGAAUCCCGCAGCGCAGGUUGAAGCUAAGGUAUCGCACGAUGGGCAGCAGCGCCGGUACUUCCAAUUUGUGUCCGGUAUGGCUGGGCAUGAAGUUCUCUGCGAUCAGGAUCCCGGAGAGCCAGUGGCUAAAGGCAUAAAUCGUAGCGUUUUCCUAAAUGCACUGGCACACCACGUCGACCCGAAACGCGUUCACCUGCGCAAGCAGUGCACCAGAAUCACAGCAGCUGCUCAUGGAGCUAUUUUGCAUUUUCAGGAUGGAACUACUACAACUGCUGAUAUCGUACUUGGAGCAGACGGAAUACGGAGUUUAGUUCGCCGUUACGUCACGGACUCAUUAGACGCAAACAUCGAUCCGCACCUUAAGCUCAGCAGGACAGUCUGCUACAGGGCUUUAAUCCCAGUAUCGAAAGCUUUCGCCUCCGGUACUACUAUGGAUUUCACCAAGCAGCCGGUCUGCUUCGUCGGCGAGAACAAGCACAUAACCGCGUACAAUGUCAAAGCCGGUACCUUGGUCAACGUAGCUGCGUUCGCUUCAGACCCCAACUCCGCUGCUGAUAACUGCCCACCUUCGAAUCAUGACGCGGUACAAGAAGUCUCGACCAGUGAUGUUCUUGAAGUGUUUCGAAGCUGGGGGCCCGAGGUCGUAAACCUACUGUCGUGCGCGGAGAGGUUCGUGAAGUGGAACAACGAUGUCGUUUACCCUCCGAUCGAUCCUAGGAAAUGGGUGAAGGGUCGGGUCGCGAUUCUCGGUGAUGCUGCCCAUGGGAUGCUUGCACACGAUGGUGCAGGUGCAGGUCAAGGAAUUGAAGAUGCAUAUCUUCUUGCGAAGCUCCUAGGUCAUCCGCAAGCGACCCAUAAUGCAGCUGACGCAAUCCUCCGAACAUAUGCUGUUGUCCGCCAGCCUCGAGCUCAGGACGUUUGGGAAGGUAGCAGAUGCACCGGAGAUAUCCUCGAGAGCCGCACCGAAGGCUUUGAAGUGGAGAGGCUUUACGAGAUCUGGCAUUACGUUUGGGACCGACCGACAAACGCAGAUUUUGAGGAGGCUAAUCGAAUCCUGGUGGGGAAAAAUGUAUUUGUCAAGGCCGCCCUAUGA
Molecule: messenger RNA, 1323 nt
Organism: Phanerochaete carnosa HHB-10118-sp
Lineage: Eukaryota; Fungi; Basidiomycota; Agaricomycetes; Polyporales; Phanerochaetaceae
Exons: 7
Coding region: 1-1323 (440 amino acids)
Biological process (GO): secondary metabolite biosynthetic process
Molecular function (GO): FAD binding
Source: RefSeq, a predicted model, not a curated record